GAAUGCAGUUGUGUUCGUUGUGUAUGCAGUUACGCUGUUUUAACUCUCAGCUGAAUCACACGCUGUUUUCUUCGUUGAUCCAUCUCUGUCGCCACCCGAGGGAUCUCAGGAUGGCUGGCAAGAAGGGCUUCUUCGGCCCUUUGAUUCGAUGGCUGCUCAGCUGUUUCCGCGGUGUGGGUCGUGUCAAAGGCAAAGCACCCACGGCCCGCCUCAUCACAGUGGGGAACAGCCACUUCUGCGAGAAGGCGAGGUGGGUGCUGGACAUGAGCGGCACGCCUUACGUGGAGGACGCUCACAUGCCCCUCAUCCACUCGCACUUCACGGCCGAGGCCACACAAGGUGAGAAAGACAGACAAAGAGGGAGGCAAGGGCCGACAUACACACAUGUCGAUGGAUGCAGGUGGGUCGACGUCUGUGCCGGUGCUGGUCUUGGGUGAGGGGAAGGUCAUUACGGACUCGUCUGAAAUCGCUGACCACAUUGCAGCCGCCCAUCCGUCGCUGGAGCUCUACCCGCCCGAGCAGCGGGAGGCCAUCAAGGCCUUCGAGGAGGCGUGCAACACCACAAUGGCCGUGGCCAUACGGCGCAUGUUCUAUGCUGGUCAGUCAGUCAGUCCGGAGAAGGCAGCGAAGGAGGGAAUUAUGUGAGGCUGAUGCGUCCGUGUGUGCGUGUGUGUAUGUGUGCAGUCUAUUGUGACAACCUGUGGACCCAGUCGCUGCUGGCGCGGCUUUACUUCGGACAGAACAGCAUCAUCGAGAACAUCCUCUUGCCCAUCACCAUGUUCUUCGUAAGCCGCGCCACAUACAGCUGCUUGGCCGAAUGAGCCGCCUCCGGUGUGUCGCUGCUGCAUCAGUUCUCACGUCUGAUCAAAAGGGGCGGGAUGGUGGUGUCGCGUGUCGGCGAGUACCAGAGGGAUAUCGAACGAGUGCUGGAUGACGUCGAACAGAGACUCAGGUACCGAUCGAAGACGUCUAAGUGUUCACGUGUCGUAUUGCGGGGUUGUGUUGCGCGGUAGUGAUGGCCGUUCCUAUCUGUUUGGUGAGAGGAUGACGGCCGCCGAUAUCUGUUUCGCGUCCAUGGCCGCAUUGCUGGUGCGGCCGACGGAGCUGCAGACCAUCAUCGGCACUGACGCGAUCGUUCCCAGCACUUACAAGAAGCUGGUGAGACACAUCCACGUAUCAUCCACCGUGUUUGCAUCACUGCGUGUAUGUCAGGUGGACCACUACCGGUCUCGAAGGGCGGGGCAGUUUAUAUUGCGGAUGUACAGCGAGCACAGGCUGAGCGAAGGCGUCAAGGCGGCCCCGUUCAGACAAGAUCCAGCCAACAAGAUUCUCGGGCUGCGGUUCUGACUGACGUGCACGUAAAUGGUGUGCGGGGGCGUGUAGAGAGUGAGG
Molecule: messenger RNA, 1392 nt
Organism: Vitrella brassicaformis
Lineage: Eukaryota; Vitrellaceae
Source: the annotation of a GenBank genome assembly